CAAACUCGAUAAUUCGACCAUCGGCUAAUCUUUUAUUUUAAUACUUGUCCUACGCCCAGAGUGAUUCCUUACUACGCAGCUAUAAUCAACAUUUGGUUUUUGGCACGCUUGAAAUAUAGGGGUCUUGCCUGGCUAGGAUCGUGAGACAAUUGAUAGAUCCUAUUGCACUCACUCACGACAACCUUGCAGCAAACUAGGGGCUCUUUCUUUCACUGAAAACAUUCAGCACCAUCGCCAUUCGCCUUGGCAUCUUAUCUACUCCGAAACAUCUCCCCAUCUUCAGCUGCUAUUCCUGUCUACCCUGCCGCUGUUUUUCUAUUCCUUCGUUGUCUGGAGUCGAAUCUCGAACACCAUAUCAACAAGAUAUCCCACUAGUCAAGGACAGAUCAAUCAAUACAGUCGCCUCUCAACUCACAAGCACCUGCACUACUCAACACUGAUUAUCUAAUGCUUAACCAUGCGAUCAUGAGCUACGGCGGAGGACAUUUAGACGGGGCUGACCUCGCAAUUCCGAGUCCUGGCUCACCACCCGGUAUGACUUCAUCAGCCAUAACUUCUAGGGCGUCUUCUGUGCGGUCCCUCAACUCCGACGAAGGCGACGAAGGCAUUGCAGCAAACGUUGCCCACUUUGAGGAGAUUGGCCUAGAUGACGAUGUCGCCUCCAUGGACCCUACCCUUUUCCGCGACUCUCACACAAAGUCGGCUCCGAACCCUUACAGCGCUUCUUUCGCUUCCGACCUUCGCGCUUCGUCUGCAAAGCAUGUCAGCCCCAAUGUUCAUCCCCAGACCCGCGACCUAGCUCGUCCGCGCCUACAAUUGCGAAGUGCUUCUUCCUUUACGGGAUCUCGAUCUAGAGCUCCGACCUUGACCGCACAAUUUCGCGACACGAAUACCCGCAGUCUUAGUAAUGGCAUUAACCCGGAGACUCAGAUCAGCACACUACCGAUACGUAGUCUUUCUGUACGAUCUACUUCCUCGAUGAAUCCAUCUCAUCGACGUCGAAGUCCAAACCAGAAUAUCUCUGCUCGAUCUGUCAGUCCUCUGGGCGGCAAUUUGGCAGUGCCAAAACAACGGCGACGCAGCUGGCAGACUGGCCGAGAGCCAAAGUCGGCAAUUGAUUUGGAGAAAGAAUGCGACGAUGAUGAUGACGACAACAUUCCUGACGACCUUAUUCUUGAUAAUGUUCCGCUAUCGCCUCGUCCUCCCUUGGAGCGGUCGCUGAGCCAAUCGGUAUCUGCCUCUGCAUCACCUGAAAGACGCCCAAAGGAACGCGUUCGCAGCGUUGGAAAUGGCACACCCGCAGUGGCUGCUGCUCAAGGCUGCCUUAAAUCGCCAACAUGGAAGACGGGCUCAUCAUCAUCAUCUACAGACUCGCUACAGUCUGCGACGUCUGCUAAAGGACGCGCUAAGAGUUGGACUGCCGCCAUCUCUGAGCUUAGCCCUGAAGCAAAAGCCCUCACAGAGAAGCUUGAAGAACAUGCAAACGAGGUUGACAAAAACGGUGUGCACCACUCGAUGUACGACCGCCCGAAACCCAAGCCGCGGGUAAAAUCUGCGCUUGCCGAGCUACCUCCUCUUCGGCGGACGAAUAUCAUGAUCGAUCCUCUACCCGUAUCCAAAGAGAAAGAGGCUGUCCUCUCGCGGACGAGGCCUUCCUGGUUACCGCCAAAGGAUCCCAUCGAAGAGAGAAGGCAUAUCAGAGAAUACCAAAGGAUGAUGGCAAGCAGCAUCGAAGCGGACAAGAAGCGAGAAGCGAUGCAAAAAGAAAAGGAGCGCACGAAGGACAAUGCAGCCAAGGCGCUUAUGCAGGUUUGGGAAGAUGGUGUUUUGAAACGAUGGGACGCUGCGAUUCGCGAAAGGCGAACUCGAGAAUUAUGGUGGAAGGGUGUAGCGCCACGUAGCCGAGGUGCUGUGUGGAGCCGAGCCAUCGGGAAUGAGCUUGGUUUGACAGAGACAUCCUUUCAAGCGGCUCUGGCGAGAGCCUGCGAGGUCGAGGAUCGCUGUGCGGCUGGGAAUGCGAGUAGCGAGGAUGAACGCAAGGCAGCUUGGUUUGCGCAGAUAAAUGUGGAUGUGGAGGAACGGACCUGGGCUGAUCUCAAGAUCUUCCAAAUUGGUGCUCCACUACAUUCGAGCUUGAUCGAUGUCCUUCGUGCGUAUGCUAUGUAUCGCAGCGACAUUGGUUACGUGUCAGGUUGCAACACUAUCGCAGCGAUUCUCUUAUUGAAUCUUCCCACACCCACUGCCGCCUUUGUUGCCCUGGCAAACAUUUUGAAUCGUCCUCUCCCGUUUUCCUUCUACGCCUCCGACGUCGGGGCCAAGACAUCGGCAUUCAAUUUACUUCUUCAGACUCUGUCAACCAAGUCACCUAGACUUCAUCAACAUCUUACCAGCCCAGAGCUUGAUCUUGAGCCAGAUAUCUAUCUUGGCGAUGUAUUUAUAUCCUGCUUUACGCAACAUUUCAGUCUCGACGAAUGCACCCGGUUGUGGGAUGUGUACGUCUUCGAAGGUGAUGCACUCCUCAUCCGUGCGGCGGUUGCAUUGCUACUAGAUAUCGAGGUUCCCUUGCUGAGUGCCAAAAACACAUCAGAGGCGCAUAAAGUGCUACAAGAAAGAAGCAAGCUGGAUCAACAGGAUAAGGUUGACUCGUGGAUGACUAGAGUCCGAGCUGCCGGUAAAUCAUAAACAGACAUGGAAGCAAGUAAGCUUCACUAAACAAUAAUUUGCUUAAUUGCUCUUUCUCAUCGUUUCGUUCCACCAUUGCCAUUAAUGUACAGCACUGCAACACUACAGCACUUACGUAUUUUCGAUAACUAUUGUCUCGUCUCAGGAUAGGCCAUUGCCUAUUCUACUUCAACGUGGUCUGAUUUGUUGCCAACAAGAUAUUUCGGGGGUGGGAAUUGGUGAGGUAGGAAUAUAGAUGGGUGUGGAAGACGGAAUUGCCGCUCAAAUCUAGCGCAGAUGGAUUGGCAACAGGGUGCUUAUAAGGAAUGAAUCAUUCACGAAAUGAAAUAGGAGUAUAGAUCUUGGAAGGCGAUGGAUUGGACCAGGGGGGCGGAGUUAAUUGUUGCAACCCGAGACGCAUCCAUUUCUGCUACCACACCACAUUACUACUUACUAUCAAGUCCGACUCCUUAUGUACCUACAUAGUAGUACAUGCAUCUAGUACCUCCAGGUACUUUUCCCACUGGACUCCGUCAUGUAUUUCUUUUUAAUGU
Molecule: messenger RNA, 3215 nt
Organism: Hypoxylon fragiforme
Lineage: Eukaryota; Fungi; Ascomycota; Sordariomycetes; Xylariales; Hypoxylaceae
Product: TBC domain-containing protein
Exons: 2
Coding region: 448-2682 (744 amino acids)
Biological process (GO): activation of GTPase activity
Molecular function (GO): GTPase activator activity
Source: RefSeq, a predicted model, not a curated record